GUAUGUUGCCUAAACAGGUGGCUGAUGACCUGCGACUGGGUAAACCAAUGCAAGCUCAGAGUUAUGUCAGUGCCACAGUCUUCUUCAGUGAUAUUGUGGGCUUCACGCAGUUGUCCAGCACCAGCACUCCGUACCAGGUUGUGGACUUUCUUAACAAACUCUACACAACCUUUGACGAGAUCAUCGACAACCAUGAUGUGUAUAAGGUGGAAACCAUCGGCGAUGCGUAUAUGGUGGUUUCGGGGGUCCCGCGAGAGAACGGGAUCCUGCAUGCAUCUGAAAUCGCCAACAUGGCUCUGGAUCUGGUGUCCGUCUGCAAAACCUUCAGGAUCCCACACAGACCUCAAACACAGCUUCAGAUUCGAGCGGGAAUACACUCCGGUCCUGUAGUCGCAGGAGUCGUAGGAACAAAGAUGCCGAGAUAUUGUCUGUUUGGAGAUACGGUAAACACGGCAUCCCGCAUGGAGUCCACCAGCGAAGCGCUGAAGAUCCAGUGCAGCUCCAGUGCAUUUUACCUGCUGGAGGAGAUCGGUGGAUACCUGCUCACCUGCAGAGGACUUUUACAGGUUAAGGGUAAAGGUGACAUGGUGACGUACUGGCUGGAAGGAAAGUGCUCUAAAGACAUGAAAAAACCCGCAACACAGCAGGAAUCGGAGAAACCCGAAGCGGAGAAAGAGGAUUAUUCCAGUAUCCCAGGAGUCCUCAGCUCUUCUGAAAACACUGACACAAACUAACACCUCUGUUCUGUAGCAACACUUCUGUCCUUUAUAGACCUACAGGUUUGUGAUGCUCUUCAGGAGGAUGAAAUGUUCUCCUUCUGUACGGUUAGCGAAUCAUUUUUCUUCUGAAUUUCCUCCUCAGUGUUUGUAGCAUCAGAAUAAUUAUAGAUACAGCAAUUGUGAGGCACUGAUUUUGAUAUACACAGAGCUGGGUAGAUUAUUUAUAAAUUGUAAUCUAAUUACAAAUCGCAUCACACAAUUUUAGAUUACACAUUUAUGAUUAUGUAAUCUGACUACUUUUAGAUUUAAUUACUUUCAUUGUAACUCAAUCGGACUACUUUUGGAUUGUAUUUAGAUUACUUGUACGGCAUUUUAAUCGUACUACUUUUGAAUUGCCUUUACUUUUAUGGUAACAUAA
Danio rerio (zebrafish) is the source of this 1137-nucleotide messenger RNA. The record is from RefSeq and is a predicted model, not a curated record. Lineage: Eukaryota; Metazoa; Chordata; Actinopteri; Cypriniformes; Danionidae.